Messenger RNA from Balaenoptera acutorostrata (minke whale), 6001 nucleotides. RefSeq names its product solute carrier family 4 member 4 (gene SLC4A4). Gene Ontology annotation, cellular component: plasma membrane; basolateral plasma membrane. The transcript has 26 exons. The record is from RefSeq and is a predicted model, not a curated record. Bases 591 to 3830 code for a protein of 1079 amino acids. Gene Ontology annotation, biological process: transmembrane transport; bicarbonate transport; regulation of intracellular pH. Gene Ontology annotation, molecular function: sodium:bicarbonate symporter activity; monoatomic anion transmembrane transporter activity; solute:inorganic anion antiporter activity. Lineage: Eukaryota; Metazoa; Chordata; Mammalia; Artiodactyla; Balaenopteridae.
UCUCCGAUCCCCCCGCCCUCCCCGGGCUCGCUCCCGAGGGGCGUCCAGGCCGGGCACCGCCGCUGCAGUGUUAGUUACUGGCAGAAACGUCGGCGAUCCCCAUAAAUAUGCAGGAGCUGCAGAAGGCAAAGUAGAGUAGACGCCCGCGCUCUCCCACACUCACUGGCCGCUCACCACGCGGGCCGUGUAGAUAUCUACCCCCCGCGCUAUCUCCCCCCUUUUCUCGCGGGCCGUUCAGGUUCCCGUCCUGCCGGCUCCGAGGACCCUCCCGCCCCAGCGCCCUCGCCCCGUCCUCGCCUCCCUCCGCUCCGGAGCGCGCACCCACCCGGGCGGCAAAGUUGUGACUACUUGGGCGCGGGUGGCUCGCGCCCCGCUCGCUCCGCGCCUCACACCAACUUCCCGCGGUUCGGCCCCGCCGCGCCCCGAGCCCGCGCCUCCGGGGAUCCCGCGGGCCCCCAGCUUCCAGCCCCGGCGGCGCGCCGGGCAGCGCUUCGGUGGCGGCGGCGGCGGCGAAGGCGGCGGCAGCGGCAGCUGCAGCCCCACACUCAGCCGCCAAACUGGAGGAGCGACGGAAGCCGGACCCCAGGAGGAUGGAGGAUGAAGCCGUCCUGGACAGAGGGGCUUCCUUCCUUAAGCAUGUGUGUGAUGAAGAAGAAGUAGAAGGCCACCACACCAUCUACAUCGGGGUCCAUGUGCCAAAGAGCUACAGGAGAAGGAGACGUCACAAGAGAAAGGCAGGGCACAGAGAAAAGAAGGAAAAGGAGAGAAUCUCUGAGAACUACUCUGACAAGUCCGAUGUGGAGAAUGCGGAUGAGUCCGGUAGCAGCGUCCUAAAGCCUCUCAUCUCUCCCGCCGCAGAACGCAUCCGAUUCAUCCUGGGCGAGGAGGAUGACAGCCCAGCGCCCCCUCAGCUCUUCACGGAACUGGAUGAGCUGCUGGCCGUGGAUGGUCAGGAGAUGGAGUGGAAGGAGACAGCGAGGUGGAUUAAGUUUGAAGAAAAAGUGGAACAGGGUGGGGAGAGAUGGAGCAAGCCCCACGUGGCCACUUUGUCCCUUCAUAGCUUAUUUGAGCUGAGGACAUGUAUGGAGAAAGGAUCCAUCAUGCUGGACAAGGAGGCUUCUUCUCUCCCACAGUUGGUGGAGAUGAUUGUUGACCAUCAGAUUGAGACAGGCCUAUUGAAACCUGACCUUAAGGAUAAGGUGACCUAUACUUUGCUCCGGAAGCACCGGCAUCAAACCAAGAAAUCCAACCUUCGAUCCCUGGCUGACAUUGGGAAGACAGUCUCCAGUGCAAGUAGGAUGUUUACCAACCCUGAUAAUGGUAGCCCAGCCAUGACCCACAGGAAUCUGACUUCUUCCAGUCUGAAUGACAUCUCUGAUAAACCAGAGAAGGACCAGCUGAAGAAUAAGUUCAUGAAAAAACUGCCACGUGAUGCCGAAGCCUCCAACGUGCUUGUUGGCGAGGUCAACUUCUUAGAUUCUCCCUUCAUUGCCUUUGUUCGGCUGCAGCAGGCCGUCAUGCUGGGUGCCCUGACUGAGGUCCCUGUGCCCACAAGGUUCUUGUUCAUUCUCUUAGGUCCUAAGGGGAAAGCCAAGUCCUACCAUGAGAUUGGCAGAGCCAUUGCCACCUUGAUGUCUGACGAGGUGUUCCAUGACAUCGCUUAUAAAGCGAAAGAUAGGCAGGACCUGAUUGCUGGCAUUGACGAGUUCCUAGAUGAAGUCAUUGUCCUUCCCCCCGGGGAAUGGGAUCCAGCGAUCAGGAUAGAGCCCCCUAAGAGUCUUCCAUCAUCUGACAAAAGAAAGAAUAUGUACUCAGGUGGAGAAAAUGUUCAGAUGAACGGGGAUACGCCCCAUGAUGGAGGCCACGGAGGAGGAGGACAUGCGGAUUGUGAGGAAUUACAGCGCACUGGAAGGUUCUGUGGUGGACUAAUUAAGGACAUAAAGAGGAAAGCACCAUUUUUUGCCAGUGAUUUUUAUGAUGCUUUAAAUAUUCAGGCUCUUUCAGCAAUUCUCUUCAUUUAUCUGGCAACAGUAACUAACGCUAUCACUUUUGGAGGACUGCUUGGGGAUGCCACUGACAACAUGCAGGGCGUGUUGGAGAGUUUCCUGGGCACCGCUGUCUCUGGAGCCGUCUUCUGCCUCUUCGCUGGUCAACCACUCACUAUUUUGAGCAGCACAGGACCUGUUCUAGUUUUUGAGAGGCUUCUAUUUAAUUUCAGCAAGGACCAUAAUUUUGACUACUUGGAGUUUCGCCUUUGGAUUGGCCUGUGGUCAGCCUUCAUGUGUCUCCUUUUGGUGGCCACUGAUGCCAGCUUCUUGGUUCAGUACUUCACUCGCUUCACUGAAGAGGGCUUCUCUUCUCUGAUUAGUUUCAUCUUUAUCUACGAUGCUUUCAAGAAGAUGAUCAAGCUAGCUGAUUACUACCCCAUCAACUCCAACUUCAAAGUGGGCUACAAUACUCAAUUUUCCUGUGUUUGUAUGCCUCCCAACCCAGUUAAUAUCUCCAUGUCUAAUAAUACCACAUUGGCUCCUGAAGAUUUGCCACCUAUUUCUUCUACUGAUGCGCACCAUAAUGCUACCUUUGACUGGGCACUUCUGACGACGAAGGAGUGUUUGAAAUAUGGAGGAAAGCUCAUGGGCAACAACUGUGGUUUUGUUCCUGAUAUCACUCUCAUGUCUUUCAUCCUUUUCUUGGGCACCUACACCUCUUCUAUGGCUCUGAAAAAAUUCAAAACUAGUCGUUAUUUUCCAACCACGGCAAGAAAACUGAUCAGUGACUUUGCCAUUAUCUUGUCCAUUCUCAUCUUUUGUGUAAUAGAUGCCCUGGUAGGUGUGGAUACUCCAAAACUGAUUGUGCCAAGUGAGUUCAAGCCAACAAGUCUAAACCGAGGUUGGUUUGUUCCACCAUUUGGAGGAAACCCCUGGUGGGUGUACCUUGCAGCUGCUAUACCUGCUUUGUUGGUCACCAUUCUCAUUUUCAUGGACCAGCAAAUCACAGCUGUGAUUGUAAACAGGAAAGAACAUAAACUCAAGAAAGGAGCUGGAUAUCACCUGGAUCUCUUUUGGGUGGCCAUCCUCAUGGUGGUGUGCUCCUUCAUGGCCCUUCCGUGGUACGUGGCUGCUACUGUCAUCUCCAUUGCUCACAUCGACAGUUUGAAGAUGGAGACAGAGACUUCUGCACCUGGAGAACAACCAAAAUUCCUAGGAGUGAGGGAACAAAGAGUCACUGGAACCCUUGUGUUUAUUCUGACUGGUCUGUCAGUCUUUAUGGCUCCCAUCUUGAAGUUUAUUCCCAUGCCUGUACUCUAUGGCGUGUUCCUGUAUAUGGGGGUAGCAUCUCUUAAUGGUGUGCAGUUCAUGGAUCGUCUGAAGCUGCUGCUGAUGCCCCUGAAGCAUCAGCCUGACUUUAUCUACCUGCGCCAUGUCCCCCUGCGCAGAGUUCACCUGUUCACUUUCCUGCAGGUGCUCUGUCUAGCCCUGCUCUGGAUCCUCAAGUCAACCGUGGCUGCUAUCAUUUUCCCAGUCAUGAUCUUGGCACUUGUAGCUGUCAGAAAAGGCAUGGACUACCUCUUCUCCCAGCACGACCUCAGCUUCCUUGAUGAUGUCAUUCCAGAAAAGGAUAAGAAAAAGAAGGAGGAUGAGAAGAAAAAGAAAAAGAAGAAGGGAAGUCUGGACAGUGACAAUGACGAUUCUGACUGCCCAUACUCAGAAAAAGUUCCAAGUAUUAAAAUUCCAAUGGACAUCAUGGAACAGCAGCCUUUCCUAAGUGAUAGCAAACCUUCCGACAGGGAAAAAUCACCAACAUUCCUUGAACGCCACACAUCAUGCUGAUAAAAUUCCUUUCCUUCAGUCACUCGGUAUGCCAAGUGCUUCUAGAACUCCAGUAAAAGUUGUGCCUCAAAUUAGAAUAGAACUUGAGCCUGAAGACAAUGAUUAUUUCUGGAGGAGCAAGGGAACAGAAACUACAUUGUAACCUGUUUGUCUUUCUUACAACUGACAGUUUUUGUUGUUUAUGUUCUUGUUUUUUGUCUGGUUGUUUAUUUUUUAAUUUUUGUUUGUUUUGGUUUUUGGUCACUGGCCAAACAAUACAGUGCUCUCUCUGCUUCUCUCUUGCAUAGGUAAAAUCAAGACAGUAGUGCACCGUUCCUUAUAAACAACAUCUGAAGAAUCCCCUCUUUGUUCUUAUACUUUCAAAUGUGUCCUCUGACAACCAAAUUCCUCUGUCUCUCAAGACACACACAGACCCUGUCCUUUUCCUUUAUUAAGCAGAGGACAAAAGUAUUAAGGAUUUUAUAACACCUUUUAUUAAAAUAUUGAAGGAACUUCCACCUUGAGCUUUGGAGCUGUGCUUACUGGCUUGUCUUUCUGUCUGGUUGAACAAACCUUGACCUCCAGACAGUCCCUUCUCGCUUAUAGCACUCUCCAGGACUGGAAAAAGUGCUGCUAUUCUAACUUGCUCUUGCUUAUAAACCCUAAUCUCUUAAGAGUUAUCAAAAGAAGAAAAACUAAAGGUACUUUACUCCCACUAGAGAAACUAUUGCCAUCAUUGUAGCAAGUGCUGGAAUGUCCCUUUUUUCCUAUGCAACUUUUUUUAACCCUUUAAUGAACUUAUCUGUUGAGUACAUUGAAGAAUAUUUUUCUUCCUAGAUUUUGUUGUUUAAAUUAUGGGGUCUAACCUGCAACUUAUUUUUUGUCAAUUUUUUAAACUUUUUUUUAAUUACUGUAAAGAAAAUGAAUUUUUUCCUGCAGCAGGAAACAUAGUUUUGAGUAGUUCUACCUCUUAUUUGUAGCUGCCAGGCUUUCUGUAAAAAUUGUAUUGUAUAUAAUGUGAUUUUUACAUAAACACACACACACACACACACACACACAGAUACACCACCUCUAGGGUAUGCCAGAGGGCUAGAUCGGAUUAAAAACACCAUGUUUCUAAGCAUCCAUUUUUCCCUUCCUUUAAGAGAAAUAUAACUGUUCUAUGAAGGAGAUUGGGGGAGGAGGGAGACACUCCUUUGUAAUGGGAAUAACUGAUGUUUUGAUAAUAGUAGUAUCCGGGCAAAGUUGCUGAUUGUAUUACCAUUUUGAUGUCCUAUGCAGUAUUGUUAGACGUUUUUUUCAUUUUGAAAACAUUUGUGUGUUUGUGUAUGUACUCUGUGUGUGGCUGGUACACAUAUGUGCAAGGGUAGAAAGAGACAGAAUGAUGGUAGGCGAAGGGCAAAGUUAUCUAGCCUCUCGGUGUCAGUUUUUAUAAAACCCAAACCACAUAUGAAAAAUCCAUCAGAGGUCCAGGAGACUUACUGUUAUGCAAAUGAGGGUAAAUAUACUUUAUUACCCAGACAGCAGUCACCAUCACUGAUACAAUAGCCCUCAUUUACAAUACAAAAUGCAUAGGACUGUGAUAGACCAUUUUUACAUUUAUAAAGUGUCUAUGAGAAUGCAGUUGGAUCGCAGAAGUAUAUAUAUAUACAUUUUAACAAUACUCACACUUGUCUUUAAGAUUGAAAGGCAAUUAUUCUUUGUGAUUGAGGCGUAUAGAAUAUACAUGUCUAUAUACGUGUGUGUAUGUGUAUUUCAAAGUACCAUAUUGAAAGUUAGAAAAAAGAAAAUUAGAUUUUUAACCAAAUUUAGCAUGUUAUCUAAAUGUAGUGUUUUAAUAGGCUGCAUUAUGUAUUAUGAAUCUGCAUUAAAAACAGCAUUUUAAAUGUUGAAUCCAUAAUUUUGGAUUCCUGUAACCAUAUUUGUGAUUAUGCUGACUACGGUCGUUGGAGGAGUACUAGAAGCAGAGCGAAACCACUUAUUUUGGUUUCAUAAUAUGCACAUAUUGACUCCCACUCGUUCUUAUAUUAAUUAAAUUACAAUUCUGUCCUGUUGAAAUUUUGAUUAUAAAAAUUGUAUUGUUCUAAAUUAACUGUUACUUUUAUAGUAUCUGAUAAUCUUAAAACUUGAAAUUUUAUACAAAUUAGACAUAAAUGACCUACAAUUUUUUUCAUUAAAAUGAAGGUGGCAAA